Messenger RNA from Pelagomonas calceolata, 1098 nucleotides. The record is from the annotation of a GenBank genome assembly. Lineage: Eukaryota; Pelagophyceae; Pelagomonadales; Pelagomonadaceae.
CAGCCAAAUAGCUCGGCCGCUGGGCCAUAACGCCUGCGAAAAGUCUCUUUUCCAGUCGCAUAGAUCAUAAGAUCGACCUGUGCGGCGGCCCGCAUGCUGAACCGAGCCCUACUGGCAGUCCUGGUGAAUACAGGAGCAGCACUUCAGAGCACAGCCAUGGUGGAGCCGCCCGUGCGGCCAUUCUGCGGCUGCUACCUCUUAAGAUCUUGCGACCCGGCGCACCCGCGCAGUUCGUACAUCGGGUUCACCGUAAAUCCCUUGAGGCGCGUGCGCCAGCACAACGGCGAGAUCCAGGGCGGCGCCAGGAGAACGCGGCGCCACCGGCCGUGGGAGGCCGUGGCACUGGUCGACGGCUUCGCGUCGCAAGUCGAAGCGCUCCAGUUCGAGUGGGCCUGGCAGCACCCCGAGAAGUCCCUGGCCGUGCGCGGCGCGCUCGACGGCAAGAGGAAGGCGCGGACGGGCUGGAAGAGUAGGCUGGCGCUGCUCGAGGUCAUGUGCGACGGCGUGGAUGCCUGGCGCGGCGUCCAGGUGCGCGUUUGUAUUGAGGACGCGCUCCCCGAUUCAGACUUCUGGCGGUCGGCGCGCGUCUCGGUCGGCCCCUUGGACGCGUGGCCGCCGGCGGUCGCGGCGUCCCGCGUCGUGGCGCGGCGGCGCGUCGUCGACGAGGUCGCGGAUUGCGCGGCUUGUGGUCAGCCAUGCGCGCCGACAACAACCGGCGCCUUUGUGGCGUGCGAGCGGUGCGGCGCGCCCACUCAUUUAACCUGCCUCGCGGAGCAAGCCCUGCGGCGGCGCGGCGCCCCGGCCUGCGCCCUCGUGCCGCCGGCCGGCGCGUGCCCCGUCUGCGACCACGAGAGCGACUGGACGGUCGUCGUCCGCGCGGCGAAGCGAUCGCUCCGCGAGGCGGCGCGGCCGCCACCGCCGCCCGUCGCGACGCCGGCGCCGCGGCGCGCGCGCGCGCCGGCGCCGGCGCCGGCCUCCGACGACGACGACGUCUUCGACCUCACGCAGACGCAGGCCACGCAGGAGACGGUCGCGCCGGAGGAGUCCGACGACGACGACGUGGUCGACCUGUGCUCGCCGGUACCACCCGCUCUGUAA